Exophiala xenobiotica is the source of this 2053-nucleotide messenger RNA. RefSeq lists its product as uncharacterized. NCBI's taxonomy places the organism in Eukaryota, Fungi, Ascomycota, Eurotiomycetes, Chaetothyriales, Herpotrichiellaceae. The transcript has a single exon. Gene Ontology annotation, cellular component: nucleus. Gene Ontology annotation, biological process: regulation of transcription by RNA polymerase II. The record is from RefSeq and is a predicted model, not a curated record. The coding region runs from base 100 to 1791 and encodes 563 amino acids.
AUCAUCUCCAGCGCUUGUGGAAUCUCGUCUCGGUUCCGUUCGUGACAGACCCGAGUCUCUGUUUCUUGACAUCGAUUGACUGUCUUCUAUGAGGCCUUCAUGAUGGGCAGAGACUCACCUCAAGGCCUUACGGCAUCUGACUUCCAUCACCAGCCCUACGUCAACCCACUCGAUGUUUUUCCGUCGAAAUCCCGGCUAACCGGACGGACUCAGACUUACAGGUCACCGAUAAGAGGUCAAGUGUCGUCUCGAAGUCCCGCCAGAUAUGCCACCGAGUCUCACAAGUUCGGCUGUUGCGGCGGGAACGAAGCGCUUCCCUUCCGCCCAUCGAGUGGCCUCAACAAUUACGUGACCGACGACAGCCCGGGGAGUGGCCUGUUCGAUGUCCCACCGUCUUCCAGCAGCCGCAAUGGCUCACUCCAUACCUCACCGAGUCCGAUGGACUGCGAAGACUGUGUGGACGACUGUGACGACUGUGUGGAAGAACACGGAAGAUAUCAUGAACAGGACGGCACUCCCGAUCAAUUCGUCGAUGACUGCCAAGAGUGUAAUGAGGCUCAAAUCGACCAUCAACACAAUGACCCGGCUUGCACCGACACCUGCGAUGAGUGUGAUUUUUCCUGCUUCGACUGCAUUGACUGGAACGAUUUUGAACACGACAAAUCCCUUGGACUUUCAUUCUCCGUUCCGUUGCUUGGAGAGAACAGCUUUCCAGAGCCCGAGCCACAAUUCGACGAGAAUGACUUGCUCAACUUUCAAGAACCCGACUUUUCAAGUAUGCAACCGGGUGCCAUGGCACCACCUCUCGAUGUGCCCAUGCAUCAUCAAUGUCUCGGCGACACCAUCCCCUACUGGGACAAUUUGACUCAGGCACAGCUCUGUACUGGCACACCCGGACCAGCUCAACAAUUCCCGCUCCCACCAUUCGGCCUAGAAUUCGGAUGCCACCCUGCGACCGCUCACCAACAACUCCCUCUCCCCGAUCUUCCGCCCAUCACCACUAAUCCUACCAUAUACCCAGCAGCACCGCAGGCCGACAUCAAGCAAGAAUCCCAACAUCCUGCCCAGCCCAGCGACACCCCGCUAGCCAAAACAUCAGACCUCCUUGCUGCUAUUACGGCACCUCCCACAUCCCGCGCCUGCCAAUGGCUCAUGCCUUGCGGCACUGUGUGCGGCGCAUCCUUCGCCUCGGCGACCGAUCUCAAAAAGCACCUGAAAGCAGUCCACCUCGUCAAGGGCGUGACCAAGUGUUCCUGGCAGUCCUGCGACUCGGCAACAUUCGCCUCCGAAGCCGCCCUCACAGGCCACAUCUCCAAGAAACAUCUCGCUCCCAUGCUUGCUUCCUCCGCUGCUGCACCUUCAUCCAACGCCACCAAGGCCGACGGCACGUCAAGCACCGCGAGUGCAAGUGCAAGAGGCGAAGGAGGCCCGUUCAAAUGCACUUUCCCCGGCUGUCUUAAGAGCUUCAUGUACAAGCAAGUCCGCGACGAGCACGUGGCAAGCUGCCACCAGGGCAACAAGAUGUACUGUCACAUCUGCGGACAGUAUCUGAACGGCGAGGGUAGCAAUUUCAAACGCCACAUGGCCACGCACAGACCCAAGCACCAGCAUAUGCUGUGCAAGUUCCACGGUUUGGGGUGUAAGAGGAGGUUUCCCCGCCUCGAUAAUCUGCGCAGGCAUGAGGCUUGUUGCAAGUUUGGAAAGAAGGCCGCUCUGGCUGGCGGUGCUGCCGGAGACGAGACGAAGCAUCAUCACCACCAUCACCACGUCCACGGUGCGAAAGCGGAAUGAUGACAUGAUAUUAUGCAACGAGGUGGCAAUAGUGCAUGCACACACUGGGGGUAACGUCAUAAUCAUGUUUAUCAUCGUCCUGUCCAUGAUCCAGAGGUCCAGGCUUGAGCAGAUGGUUAUUUUAUUCGUACCUAGACUGAGGACGAAAGGAUCAAGCCACCUGGUCUUUGCUGCGACGGGUGAAGUUAGAAGAGAAGUGGUUAAUGUGGUAAGCGAACGAGCCCGCUUUCGUGCAGCAUGAGGGAAAGGGGUCCUGUGAAAG